Messenger RNA from Salvia splendens (bonfire salvia), 3971 nucleotides. RefSeq lists its product as uncharacterized. NCBI's taxonomy places the organism in Eukaryota, Viridiplantae, Streptophyta, Magnoliopsida, Lamiales, Lamiaceae. The transcript has 2 exons. The coding region runs from base 135 to 3971 and encodes 1278 amino acids. The record is from RefSeq and is a predicted model, not a curated record.
UAGGAAGACCGCGAAGAAGUCACUGAGUUCGGCAGUGGCGAGCUAAAAUAGGGAAGCUACGAGCUCGGAUCGUAACAAGUGGUAUCCAGAGCAGUCGAUCUCCGGAAACUGGAACGGUGACGCGAGGCGCUGAAAUGGAGAAGAAAAUGGCGGAAUUGAUGGAUCAGAAGUUAAGUGAGCGUGAUCAAGUCAUUCAUGAGCAGGAAAUCCAAAUUUUGGAAUUGAGGCAAGCAAUCGCUACGAUUAAUUUGCAGAAUCAGAAAAACAACGCAGCAAUGGAUAAUGGUGAAGGAAGUAGCGAAGGAAAAUCAGAUUGGGGAAGAUCUACUCGAUAUGAGUUUCCUAAAUUUGAUGGUGAAGGAUUUGAAGGUUGGAUGAUGAGAGCUGAAUAUUUUUUUCAAGUAGCAAGGGUACCAGAGGCGGAGAAAGUAAAGGUAGCAGCAAUUCAUAUGGAAGGAAAAGCUCUCCAAUGGCAUAGAGGAUUUUUGACUCUACAUGGAAAUGAGGCGUAUGUUGAUUGGAGAUAUUACAUCUCGUGCGUAGCAGCUCGCUUUGGAGCUCAUGCUUUUGAGGAUCCGCUUGCAGAUCUGAGGAAUCUCAAACAAAAAGGUACGCUACAAUCAUACAUGGAUACUUUUGAUGAGUUGUAUCCGAGAGCUAGUAUAAGAGAGGAUCAAGCACUUAGUUUUUUCUUAUCUGGACUUAUUGAUGAACUACAAAUGCCAGUGAGAAUGUUUAAACCUAAGAGCUUGGCUGAGGCUUACUCAUUAGCUAAAUUGCAAGAACUAACUGUGAAGGCUUUAGGAAUUAAGCCUAAGGUGAUGCAGAGUAAUGUGUAUUCUAAUAGCAGUUAUUACUCGAGUAGUAAGCCCCUGGCAGUCACCACUAAUAGUAAACCUGUGGUGAAUACUAACAAUUGGAGUGGAGGUAAUAAGGAGCCUAAUCGUUUGGGUGGUGUUAGAGCUAGCACUAAUCUAUCACCCAAAGAAAUGGAUGAAAAAAGAGCUAGGAAGGAGUGUUUCUGGUGCACUGAAAAAUUCACUCCUAAUCAUCAAUGUUCUAAGAGGAAAUUUUAUGUUAUACAACUGAUUGAGCUGGGAGACACAGCAGAAAGUGAGGAACAAGCAGAUUUGGCAGAUGAAACAAGGGCUGGUGAAGAACCGGAUCUCCAGCUGUCUUUACAUGCUGUUUGGGGUAAGAAUGGACCUCAACUGAUGAGGAUUAGGGGAAUCUGUCAGAAAAAGGCUUUAAAGAUCUUAAUUGAUACUGGGAGUACUCAUAACUUCUUGAGUUCCAGAGUAGCUAAAAAGAUUAAGUGUGAACUCACUGCAGUGAGCUCUAAGGCUGUAGAGGUUGCUAAUGGACAACUACUGCAAUGCAAUCAGAAAUGUAGUAGCCUUGAGUGGGAAAUGCAGGGAGCAACAUUUCAAGCUGAGGUCUAUCUUAUUCAUUUAGAAACUUAUGAUUUGAUAUUGGGUGGUGCUUGGUUGUCUACCUUGGGUGAGAUUACAUGGGAUUUCAACAAGCUGACUAUGCAAUUCAAAUUAUCUGGUGCGGUUGUGAAGUUGCAAGGAGAGCUAUGGUCACCAAAAUCUGAUCAAUUACAUUGUUUACAUAUCUGCAACCUGCAAGAAAAAGAUGAAAAUGAAAGAAAGAUCAGCCAGCUGAUGCCUUCAAUAGAAGAGGAAAUUUCCUUCUGUUAUGAGAUCAGUACAGAGGAAAUAUGGCCAGAACUUAAACUGAUAUUGGAUGAGAAUGAAGCCAUAUUUGCAGAGCCAAGUUCAUUACCACCACCGAGGGAGCAAGAUCACAAAAUCAUUUUGAAAGAGGGGUCUAAUGCUGUCAACAUAAGGCCCUAUAAAUAUGCUUCCAAACAGAAAGAUAUCAUUGAAACUAUGAUUGAUGAAAUGCUGAAAUCUGGAGUUAUAAGGCAUAGUGAGAGUUCCUUUGCUAGCCCUAUUGUUUUAGUCAAGAAGAAGGACUCAUCAUGGCGCAUGUGUGUGGAUUAUAGAGCUUUAAAUGCUAUCACGGUUAAGGAUAAAUAUCCUAUACCGGUUAUUGAGGAGCUUUUGGAUGAGUUGGGUGGGGCUACUUGGUUUUCUAAAAUUGAUCUACGGUCUGGCUAUUGGCAAGUUCGAAUGAGGCUGGAGGACAUCCAUAAAACAGCCUUCAAAACUCACUCCGGUCACUAUGAAUUUUUAGUGAUGCCAUUUGGAUUAACAAAUGCUCCGGCCACCUUUCAAAACUUGAUGAAUUCUGUCUUCAGAGAGCAUUUGAGGAAAUUUAUUUUGGUUUUCUUUGAUGACAUCUUGAUCUAUAGCAAAAGUAAGGAAGACCAUGAGUUUCACUUGAAGGCUGUGAUGAACUUAAUGAAGCAGCACAGCCUUCUAGCUAAGAAGUCUAAAUGUAGUUUUGGGUGUAGAAGGGUGGAAUACUUGGGACAUGUCAUUUCUGCUGAUGGUGUUGCUACUGAUGAAGCCAAGAUAGCAGCGGUUAAGAAUUGGCCAAGACCAAAAACGAUUAAACAUGUUAGAAGCUUCUUGGGUUUAACUGGAUAUUAUAGGCGAUUUGUAUACAAUUAUGGAGUCAUUGCUAAACCAUUGAUAGAGGUGACAAAAGGUGCUGCAUUUAGUUGGCCUGAGGAAGCACAAGAAGCUUUUGAUAAAUUAAAAAGUGCUAUGAUAUCUGCACCAGUUUUAGCUUUACCCGAUUUCUCCAAGGAGUUUGUAGUUGAAACAGACGCAUCUGGAGUGGGUAUUGGUGCUGUACUAAUGCAGGAGAAACAUCCUAUAGCUUUUAUCAGCAAAGCCUUAACUCCUAAACAUCAAGCCCUGUCUGUGUAUGAAAAAGAACUCUUGGCUAUCUUGAUGGCAGUAAAAAAAUGGUAUUACUACCUGCAAUGUAGGAGGUUUAUAAUCCUAACUGAUCAUCAGAGCCUCAAAUAUUUGGUUGAGCAGAAGUUGACAACUCCAACUCAACAAGCUUGGAUGACAAAACUUAUGCAAUUCGAUUAUGAGAUAAGGUACAAGAAAGGAUGUGAUAAUGCAGUGGCUGAUGCCUUAUCUAGGGUGCCAGAAUCUAUGAUAUUUGCUCUAACUUCUCUUAUAAUUCCCUUGGAAUUAAUUGAGCAGAUUAAGGAAUCUUGGAAAGCAGAUCAACAAAUUCAAUUAAUUUUGAAUGCAAAACAGACUGAUACUACUUCUCACCCUAAAUUUAGCUGGAAAAAUGGUGAGUUAAGGAGAAAUGGCAGACUUGUAGUUGGAAAUGAUGUAUUCUUGAAGGCCAAAAUUCUAACUAUAUUCCAUGAGUCUGCAACAGCUGGCCAUUCGGGUGUGUUGGGAACUUACAAGAGGAUCUCUGCCUUGUGUUAUUGGCCUAAGAUGAUGAAGGAUGUUAAAGAAUUUGUGAGGAUGUGCAAAGCUCCCGCGACUACUGUUUAUCGUGUUAAGGGAACUUCACCCUUAACAAUUGGUGCUUUCAUCUUCGUACUCAUGGCUAGUCAUACCAACGAAGAAAUCUAUAUUUCUUACCUAUGUGACCAGAUAAUGGCUGCCUGCAACAGAAUAAACAAGAAGUUGGACGUGAUGGACGAACAACAACGCUUGUUCACCUACACGGUUUCAUAUGCGACGCUGAAAUAUUCGGCGCCAGCCUACGUCACGCCUGGGCAAACAACGGCUGAGCACUACUUCCACAAUCAGCCGACGCCGUCAAAAGACUACCACCAUCAGCUUCCUCCUCCGAAAACCUACCAGCCGCCGCCGUCGACGUCUCCAACCACCUACCAGCAACCGCCUCUAACAUUAGCCACUACAGCCACCAGCCUACUCCACCAAAACCACCAGCCGCGGCCUUCAAACGCCCACCAGUCGCCACCGCCUCCAAACACCCACCAGCCACCGCGUCAAACUACGGCUGCACCCAUGGCACAGUGUCACAACUACCCCCAGCCGCCACUACCCUACCUCUAG